This is a messenger RNA of Miscanthus lutarioriparius, 1419 nucleotides long. Lineage: Eukaryota; Viridiplantae; Streptophyta; Magnoliopsida; Poales; Poaceae. The record is from the annotation of a GenBank genome assembly.
AUGGUCGCCUCCGGCCGCAAGCGCUCCCGCCGCGCGCCCAUUGCCGCGCCAUCGUCUCCACCGCCUCCGCCGCCGCCGGCUCCGCAGUCGCCGCCGCAGCUGACGUCGCUGCUGGCGCUGCUCGCCUCGUCCGUCACCCUGGCACUGCGGUUUGCGUCCGACCGCGACCUCCUGCUCCGCCCGUCCCAGACGCUGGCGCUGGACCCGCUCCUCCUCUCCGCGGCGCGCGCCGUGUCCCGCCUCCUGGCGCAGCUCCCGCUCCACCUCCAGACGCUCACGCUCACAUCCCUCUCGCUGUCCCCGCCCACGCCGUCGCCGCCGCUGCCCUCCUCCUGGUUCCUCCGCCUCCUCUCCUCCCCUUCCCUCCCGGACUCCGCCUGGCGCGACGCGUUCCGCAUGUCCAAGCCCGCUUUCUUCCAGCUCCUCCACGCCCUCGCGCUCCCGGCGUCCGCCGCCUCGUCCUCGUCCCUCGCGCUGCCGCCCGACCACAAGCUCGGCGCCGCGCUGUUCCGCCUCGCCCACGCCGCCCCCGCGCUCGUCGUGGCGCGCCGCUUCGGCCUUCCGUCCCCCGCCGUCGCCGCGCGCGCCUUCUACGAGGUCUGCCGCGCGAUCGCCGAGCGCCUCGCCGUGCUGCUCGACCUCGCUGCGCCCGACCGGAUCGCGCGCGCCGUGCCGGGGUUCUGCGCACUCUCGCUGCCCAACUGCUGCGGCGCGCUCGGGUACGCGCGGUUCGGGGAGGUGGCCAUCGCGCAGGCGCUGGUCGACGCCGAGGGCCGCUUCCUCGACGUCUCCGUCGGGUGGGACCCGGAGAUGGCGCCGGUGGAGAUCCUCCCGCGGACGAAGCUGUACACCUCCCAGUCCAUGGUGCUCGCCAAUGCGCCUCAGGGCGAGCUCAUCGGUGGCUCGGUGCCGCGCUACUUCUUGGGGCCUGCUUGCUGCCCGCUGCUCCCCUGGCUUGUGACACCGUACAAGCAUGUGGUGGAUGCCACUGAUGACUUAUCCAAAGAGAGCAUCUUCAACCACGUGCACGCGCACGGGCAGCAGGUGGUGAAGAAUGCCUUUGGCCGUGCGCGGGCACGGUGGCGGCUUCUGGAGGAAUGCUGGAAGGGCGAGUGCCAAGAGGCACUGCCGUAUGUUGUGGUUGCUGGUUGUCUGCUCCACAAUUUUCUCCUCCAAUGUGGCGAGCCGAUGACUGCAGAGAUUCAACGGAAUGCUGAUGCUGAUGCGUUUGUGGACUUUGAGGGUGAGAAGGAUAAGGAGGGGGAGAGAAUCAGGGAUGUUCUUGCUGCACAUUUGAGCUUGAUAAUGUUGGCAUCCUUCAAUCCUUAUUAUCAUCCUAUUGAAGCUUUCAGCUUUGUUUUACGUUAUGAAAAGGAUGACAAAUCUAUUCUCCACAAAGUUGUGUACUUAUCGUUAUGA